Messenger RNA from Effrenium voratum, 2991 nucleotides. The record is from the annotation of a GenBank genome assembly. NCBI's taxonomy places the organism in Eukaryota, Dinophyceae, Suessiales, Symbiodiniaceae.
AUGAAUUCACAAAAGACAUUGGAGCCCCCAGGCGCAAAUUCAGAACAUCGAGGACCGGCAGGCAAGUAUGGCUUCGAGGAGCAGUGCAACGAGCGGUUGGGCUCUCUGGGUCGGAAAACCUUCGACCUGUACCAGAAGACCUUCGAGUGGCUGCCGCUGGCGUGCCUCAUCGAAGACCAGAUCCUCACGGUGCACGGGGGCAUCGGCGACGGGAAGUGGACCAUCGCGGAGCUGUCCUGCGUGAAGCGGCCCCUCCAGUCGGAAGACUUCCAGGCCCCCGGCCGGCGGUGGCUGUACAACAUCCUGUGGUCCGACCCCAUCCCGGAGGACAGCAGCACCGACGUGGGGCUCUUCGGGGUCCACAGCUCUCCGCGCACGGACCUGGCGCUGCAGUUCGGGUGGAACAUCACCAAGACCUUCUGCGCCCUGAACGGCAUCGCUCUGAUUGUCCGAAGCCACCAAUGCGUGGAGGGCGGCAAAGGCUUCGAGGUGAUGCACGACCAGCACCUGGUCCGAGUCUUCUCUGCCCGAGACUACGAGGGCCACCGCAACGAUGCAGCCACUCUUCAUAUCGAGAAGGGGAGGAACGACGGCCUGGGUCUCAGCGUGCGGGCCCAGUGCUUGCGGAGCUUCACCCAAAGCAGCACCCCCACGAGCACCCGCAGCCCCGGGGUGCACAGCCGAUGCUCGGAUCUGUGCUGGGCAGACCUCAGCCUUCUUGCACGGCAAGAGCUCACCUCUUGCCUUGAGGCCCUGGCCGCUGCCCUGGUGGUCCUUGCGCUGGCAAGCCGGCUGCAGGCCACAGCCCAGACGGCCGCCGGCUUGAGGCACCUCUCACAGGCGCUGGACAGCAACGUCACUUGCGCAGAGGUGGCGUCCCUGAGCUAUGGCUGCUGCCUGCUGGAGCAGGUGCAGGCUGGCGGUGCAAAAGCGGCAGGCAGCGUGGAGGGCGCGCUGGUGCAGCGAAGCUGGUGCGAAGCCCCAGAGGGCUUGGUCUUCGUGGCGCCGCCACGUGCGCCUGCGCGGGCGUCGGCUAGGGGUCUGGUGACCCUCCAGGCCGAUGCGGAGCCCGAGCCGGACGAGAAGAGGUCAUGGCCGGCACGGUACUUCCUGGCGGCGAAGGAUGCCAUUCAGACGGCGCUGUUCGGAUCUCCCGAGUCUCCCGAGACGGCGACCGCGCCGCACAACCCGUUGGAAGGGGUGACCGGGGUGAUCUUGAACGCCACCUCCACGGCCGUGAGUGGUGCAACCUCCGGAGUCAAGGCGGUGGAAGCGGCCGCAGGCUCUUGUGGAAGCUGGUGCGGCUCUAGGUUGCAGGAGCUAGGAUCAGCGCUCCACCUCACCUCGGAGUCUGGAGGCUCUGCAGAAGUUGCAGCGGCGGAUGCGAGCGAGGCGCCUGAAGCCCCCGCUGGCGGGGGGUUGUUCCAGGAAGCGCCGGACUCCGGCGCUCAGCCCGGCGACUUCUUCCUUUUUAUCAAGGACUACAGCUGGAGCCUCCGCUACCGCGUGAGGAAUCAGUCGGACUCUGUAGACAUCGAGAGGCCCCUGCUUCUCGACUGGAUCAAGUUGCGGCAGCCGGUGCGAGACCCCAAUGACGUGCUGGAGAUUCCGAGCUCCGAUCUCUUUGAUUGGGACGUGGUGGAACCGCCCAGACACAAAGGCUUCAUGUAUCAGGCGCUGCGGCGACGCCUCGAGGCCCUCGCGGACCGCUCCGUGGCCCGGGCGCUGGCCGCGAAGUUCUCGAGGCCCUCGCAGGCCUGGCGGGCGCUGCAGGAGGAGGGGAGGAGCUUCGGCUGCGAAGAGCUGGAGCCGGACUGCGUGGCCCAGGGCGGUUGGAGCCUUGAAACCAAGGCGCGGCUGCUGGACGCCGCGGGGGACGCCUUGGCGUCGCUGCGGCGCUUCGCCGCAGCCAAGGCGCGGCACGAGGCCGCGCUGGCGGCGAAGCGGCGCCGGUUAGGCCGCGGCGGCGGGGCCGCGGCGACGGACCUGGUGACCUCAUAUGCCGCGCUGGCCAUGGAUGACCAAAACCUCUUCCAGCCGGAGGAGGCCUUGAAGUGGCUCCGGGAGGCGCAGGCCUUGGCCCCUCAGCUGCCGAAGAAGGCGCUGGCGGUGCUGUACCAACAGGAGGCGAAGAUCCACGAGUGCCAGGAGGACUACGUCUCGGCGCUCUUCGUGUUCCAGCACGGCCUGAAGAUCCAUCGAUCCGAGGAUCCGGCGCGGAGGGUGGUGCACAUGGAGUUGCUGAAGCAGGCGCUGGCGGGCGAUGGCGUGCCGCCGGCGGUGGCUGCGUCCAUGCAGCGGGAGGCGGAGGACUUGGCGCGGGCCUUGGUCCAGGGAGGCCAUGGGCGUGUGGGCCAGUUCCCCCGGAGCUUCGUGCCGGGUCUGUCGGCUCGUCCCUGGUGGCCCGUGGAAGCGGAGCUUUGGGACGCUGGACACCCGGAGCUGCCGGAGGUCCCGUGGCAGUCGGCGGCCCUGGCGGAGGUGCGAGCGGCGAAGGACCACCUGCUGCAGGAGUACCAGGAUCUGAAGGCGCGGGAUCUGCUGGACACGGACCGGGAGUGCAUCGCCUCAAGCGGCGAAAUGUGGCGGAGCUUUCAGGUGGAGGCGCCCUGGCGCCAGGAGACCUGCGAGGAAGCCUCCGUAACGCCGGUGGCCUGCCGCCUGCUGGCGGCUCUGCGGGGAAAGGAGGGCGGCGUCGCAGCGCCGCUGCUGCGGGGCGGCUACUCGGCGGUGGCGGCGAAGGGACGGCUGCGGCCGCACUUCGGCACCAGCAACGCCCAGCUGAAGUGGCACCUGGGGCUGGCCAUCCCUUCUGAUGGCGGCAAGCCCUGCGCGUGGCUGCGGGUGGGCAACGAGACCAGGGCCUGGCGGGAGGGCGAAGUGCUCUUCUUCGACGACUCCUUCGAGCACGAGGUCUCCAACACCUGUUCGGAAGAGCGCGUGGUCUUCCAGCUGGUCUUUGCGCAUCCGGACCUGCAGCGCCACAGCUGA